GCCAUUCAGUGAGUUUCGCAUUGAUUGGCACUUCAUCGUUUUUCCGUGAAGUAGGUUUCGUUCUUUUGAGUUGUUGCAGCCACUCAAUUCUCAAAGUUGAAAGGGGUUUCUCCUCCAUCCAAAGUUCAUGGAAUCUGAGAUUGGAUCUAUUAUUCCCGGCUUGCCGGAUGACUUGGGUUUGAGAUGUUUGGCGAAGAUGUCACAUGGGUACCAUGGGCUGCUUGAAACUGUGUCGAAAAGGUGGAGAGAUUUGAUCCACAGCUCUGACUAUGCCGCCUUUAAAGCGAGAGAAGGAUGGUGCGGAGAUUGGCUAUUUGUUCUUACUGAUGGCUCUAGCACUGAGUGGGUUGCCUAUGAUCCCCAAGCUGAUACAUGGCAUCCUCUGCCCAAGAUUUCCACCGCCCAUCCUGAGUGUGAGCACUUUGGGUUUUCGUGUGUAUGUGUUUGCAGUCGGUUGUUGGUGAUUGGUGGGUCUUAUAAGCCGCUCGAGCCUGAAUUUCCCAAUCAAAGGCCUUUCAUAUCAAAUGAUGUGAUGCAGUUCGAUCCAUACAAAAAACAGUGGACUAGCAUAGCAAGUAUGCGAACGCCUCGGUCGCAUUUCGCAUGCAGUGUUAUCGGUGGUAAGGUUUAUGUAGCUGGAGGACGCAACUCAUCUUGCACCAGAGGGCUUGCUCUUGCUGAGGUUUAUGAUCCCUUGACAGACAAGUGGGAGGAACUGCCGCCAAUGCCCAAUCCACUGAUGGACUGCUUAGGCUUAUCAUAUAAAGGCAAAUUUCAUGUGCUGAGUGACCAGGUGGGCCUGCCACACCAAACAACCUCUGAGGUUUUCAGUCCAUUGGAUGGAACAUGGUGCACUGUGGAAGACGUCUGGCCUUUCUCAAGGGCAAUGCAGUUUGCAGUUCAGGUGAUAGGGGAUGAUCGUGUAUAUACUGCUGUAGAUUGGGGUGAGAGCUUAAUUAAAACAAGGGAUGGGGAAAAAGGGGACUGGCACGAUGUAGGUUCAGUUCCUUCAGUGGUUCUUCCUGGCCACUCCCGCCCAUUGGAGGCCUUUGGUUAUGGGUUUGCCACAUUAAGAUGUGAAUUAUAUAUUCUGGGAGGGAAGGCUCUCAAGUGGGAGGAAUCACCAGGACCUGGGAGGUUUGACAUUGUAAAGUUGGGUUUGGCAAGGGUUUGUGACCCUUCAGUCAGGCCAUUAAGAUGGAGGGAAACUAGACCCAUGUGUCUGUCAGCACGUGGCUCUAUCAUAGGAUGUGCAUCCAUGGAAGAGAAAUCUUCAUUUUGCUCAAGGUAAUGUAAUGUAAUCUUUGAUGGCGAACUCAACUAAAGUUAACAAAGCCUUAAUGGUGGUUUUGUUGAUUGUUGUGCAAAACCCUGUAUAAUCUUCAAUGGGGAGUCUCCAAGAGUCAUCUAUGCCAUUCAUUGGGUUUGCCUUCAUGUGACUGGAGAGACUUCAAUGUUCAACUCUUUCAUUAUUUUUUUUAGCUGGGGGGUGUUGUAUUGGGCGUUACAUGAUAUGGGAUGAUUUAAUUUCAAUUUGUAUUUCUGAAUGUGAGCCUCUUCUGUUGGUUUUUUGUUGUU
This is a messenger RNA of Corylus avellana, 1578 nucleotides long. Its product is annotated as Galactose oxidase/kelch repeat superfamily protein. Lineage: Eukaryota; Viridiplantae; Streptophyta; Magnoliopsida; Fagales; Betulaceae. The record is from RefSeq and is a predicted model, not a curated record. Gene Ontology annotation, molecular function: protein binding.